This is a messenger RNA of Talpa occidentalis (Iberian mole), 2707 nucleotides long. It is a transcript of the gene TRPV2, whose product is annotated as transient receptor potential cation channel subfamily V member 2. Gene Ontology annotation, biological process: calcium ion import across plasma membrane. Gene Ontology annotation, molecular function: calcium channel activity; protein binding. The transcript is spliced from 15 exons. The record is from RefSeq and is a predicted model, not a curated record. Bases 210 to 2519 code for a protein of 769 amino acids. Lineage: Eukaryota; Metazoa; Chordata; Mammalia; Eulipotyphla; Talpidae. Gene Ontology annotation, cellular component: membrane.
CCGGCUUCACUUCCUCCCUAGGUCCUUGCAACCUCGCAGGCUCAGGAUCCCAGCAGCCUGCAGCCCGCGGCCACGCCCUUACUUCAGCUUUGCGGGGCCCCAGCCAGACCCCUGACCUUAUCUGGUCUCUGAACUGGAAGGAAGGAGAGGCUCUGACAUAUCAGUCUCCACAGGGAUUCCAGCUGCAGAGGCAGCCUCCUCCCCUCAGGAUGACCUCACCCUCCAGCCCUCCUGCUUUCCGGCUGGAAACAUCAUACGGAUGCCAAGAAGGUGGUCCUGAGGUAGACAGAGAAAAACAUGGGAAUGGGCCACCCCCCAUGGAGUCACCAUUCCAGGGCGAGGACCGGAACUUCUCCCCUGAGAUCAGAGUAAGACUCGACUAUGGAAAGAAAAAGGGAACAGGUGCCAGCCAGCCGGACCCAAACCUCUUUGACCGUGACCGGCUUUUCAGAGUGGUCUCCCGCGGCGUCCCUGAGGAUUUGGCUGGGCUACCAGAAUUCCUGCGCCUGACCAGCAAGUACCUCACUGACACCGAGUUCACAGAGGGCUCCACGGGGAAGACUUGCCUGAUGAAGGCUGUGCUCAACCUUCGGGAUGGGACCAAUGCCUGCAUUCUGCCGCUGCUGCAGAUCGACCGGGACUCUGGCAAUCCCCAGCCCCUGGUCAACAUCCAGUGCAAAGAUGAGUACUACCAAGGCCACAGUGCCCUGCACAUCGCCAUUGAGAAGAGGAGCCUGCAGUGUGUGAAGCUCCUGGUGGAGAAUGGGGCCAAUGUGCAUGCCCAGGCCUGUGGCCACUUCUUCCAAAAGAGCCAAGGGACUUGCUUCUAUUUUGGUGAGCUGCCUCUCUCUCUGGCUGCGUGCACCAAACAGUGGGACAUGGUGACCUAUCUCCUGGAGAACCAGCACCAGCCUGCCAGUUUGCAGGCUGCCGACUCGCACGGCAACACAGUCCUGCAUGCCUUGGUGAUGAUCGCAGACAACUCGAAGGAGAACAGUGAACUGGUAAUCCGCAUGUAUGACAAGCUCCUCCAGGCUGGGGCCCGGCUCUGCCCCUCCGUGCAGCUGGAGGACAUCCCCAACAAGCAGGGCCUCACUCCUUUGAAGCUGGCUGCCAAGGAGGGCAAAAUUGAGAUUUUCAGACACAUCCUGCAGCGGGAGUUCCCAGAGCCGUGCCAAUUCCUUUCCCGCAAGUUCACAGAGUGGUGCUAUGGGCCUGUCCGUGUGUCACUGUAUGACUUGGCCUCUGUGGACACCUGGGAGAAAAAUUCAGUGCUGGAGAUCAUCACCUUUUACUGCAGAAGCCCGGUGAGCUGUGGAGUCGACCGACACAAAAUGGUCGUUUUGGAGCCGCUGAACAAACUUCUGCAGGCGAAAUGGGACCUGCUCAUUUCCAGGUUCUUCUUCAACUUCCUGUGUUACUUGAUCUACAUGUUCAUCUUCACGGCUGUUGCCUACCACCAGCCUACCCUGGAGAAGGUCUUCCUCCCUAUGAAAGUGACUGCGGGAAACUCCAUGCUGCUGCUGGGCCACAUUCUGAUCCUGCUCGGGGGGAUUUACCUCCUCAUGGGCCAGCUGUGGUACUUCUGGAGGCGCCGGUUGUUCAUCUGGACCUCAUUCAUGGACAGCUACUUUGAAAUCCUCUUCUUGAUCCAGGCCCUGCUCACCGUGCUGUCCCAGGUAUUAUGUUUCCUGGCCAAUGAGUGGUACCUGCCCAUUCUUGUGUCCGCUCUGGUGCUGUGCUGGCUGAACCUGCUUUACUAUACACGAGGCUUCCAGCACACUGGCAUCUACAGCGUCAUGAUCCAAAAGGUCAUCCUUCAGGACCUGCUCCGCUUCCUUCUGGUCUACUUAGUCUUCCUUUUUGGCUUCGCUGUAGCCCUGGUGAGCCUGAGCCGGGAGGCCCGGGACCCCGAGGUCCCUGCAGGCCCCAAUGUUACAGAGGCAGUGCAGUCCAGAGCAGGAAAGGCAGAUGAGGAGGGCAGCUCAGUCCCAUAUGAGGGCAUACUGGGCGCCUCCUUGGAGCUCUUCAAAUUCACCAUCGGCAUGGGUGAGCUGGCCUUCCAGGACCAGCUGCGCUUCCGUGGAAUGGUGCUGCUGCUGCUGCUGACCUACGUGAUGCUCACCUACAUCCUGCUGCUCAACAUGCUCAUCGCCCUCAUGAGUGACACUGUCAACAACGUGGCCGAAGACAGCUGGAGCAUCUGGAAGCUUCAGAAAGCCAUCUCUGUCCUGGAGAUGGAGAAUGGCUACUGGUGGUGCAGGAGGAAGAAGCAGCGGGCAGGUGUGUUGCUAACAGUUGGCACCAGGGCAGAUGGCAGCCCCGAUGAGCGCUGGUGCUUCAGGGUAGAAGAAGUGAACUGGGCUUCUUGGGAGAAGACACUGCCCACAGUACGUGAAGAGCCGUCAGGGCCAGACGUCCCUGGCACCACGAAGAGCCCUUCCCUGGCCUCCCAAAGUGGGGAGGACAGUGCCUUGGAGGAAGACUACCUGCCUCUCCAGCUCCUGGAGUCCCGCUGAUGACCCAGAUGCAUGAAGAGGCGGGCAAUGCGCAGCAGGGAAUCUUUUCAGUUAAAACUGCUGGCUCUGGGGCUCCAGGCAACUUUGGUGGCAAAUACAUUUUCAAAUAUAUUUUCUCAUGACUAACUUCCCUGAAAACAUGCUUUGUGCAAUCAUGGCGGGCCUCUGGGAAAGUUGACAUCUGUAUG